CAACCCAUCUCUCUCUAGACUCUGAAAUCAAAUGAAGAAGAUGAAGACUGCCAUUUUCAAUCUUCUUCAAUGGAUCUUAUUUGGUGGGUUUCUAUUUCAAACAUGUUUCAGUUCUAAUGAUCAGAUUAUUAAUAGGGCAAGUUUUCCUAAAGACUUCACCUUUGGCACUGCUUCUUCAGCUUUUCAGUACGAGGGAGCAGUGAAAGAAGAUGGAAGAGGAUUGACUGUUUGGGACAAAUUUGCUCAUACAUUUGGCAAAGUUCUUGAUUUCAGUAAUGCAGAUGUUGCGGUUGAUCAAUAUCAUCGAUACAUGGAAGACAUUCAACUUAUGAAGGACAUGGGAAUGGAUGCUUAUAGGUUCUCGAUAUCAUGGUCCAGGAUAUACCCUAAUGGGUCAGGACAAAUUAAUGAAGCUGGAGUGUCCCAUUACAAUAAUUUUAUCAAUGCUUUAAUAGCACAUGGAAUUGAACCAUAUGUGACACUCUAUCAUUGGGAUCUUCCACAAGCUUUGGAGGAUAAAUACAACGGAUGGUUAGAUUCAAAGAUUAUAACGGAUUUCGCAAACUAUGCGGAAACAUGUUUUCAAAGAUUUGGAGAUCGAGUCAAGUAUUGGAUCACAUUCAACGAGCCUCAUACAUUUUCCAUACAAGGAUACGACGUAGGGCUUCAAGCGCCUGGUCGUUGUUCCAUCCUUCUUCAUUUGUUUUGUAGAGCGGGAAACUCUGCGGUCGAGCCUUAUAUAGUUGCACAUAACGUCCUACUUUCUCAUGCAACCGUCGUGGAUAUUUAUAGGAAGAAUUAUAAGCAAAAGCAACACGGAACCAUUGGAAUAUCACUCGAUGUAAUUUGGUUUGAGCCGAAAACCAACUCCACAGAUGAUAUUGUAGCGACACAAAGAGCGCAAGAAUUUCAGCUCGAUUGGUUUCUUCGACCUUUGAUGCUAGGGGAUUAUCCAAACUCGAUGAUCGAAAGAGUAGGAAGUCGAUUGCCAAGAUUUAGCCACGAUGAAUCUCUACUUGUCAAGGGAUCCUUAGAUUUUGUUGGAAUAAACCACUACACAACAUUCUAUGGCUCAAACAAUACCGCAGCCAAUUUAGUAGGCGUUUUACUCAAUGAUACUCUUUUGGACUCCGGUGCCACGACACUUCCGUUCAAGAAUGGGAAACCUAUCGGAGACAGGGCAAAUUCGAUAUGGUUGUACAUAAUUCCUCAAGGAAUAAGAAGUUUGAUGAACUACAUCAAGCAAAGAUACGGAAACCCUAUCAUCAUCAUCACCGAAAAUGGGAUGGAUGAUCCAAAUAGUCCGUUUAUCUCUAUUAAAGAUGCUUUAAAAGAUCAAAAGAGAAUCAAAUACCACAACGAUUAUCUCACGAGCUUGCUUGCGUCUAUCAAGGAAGAUGGGUGCAAUGUGAAGGGCUAUUUUGUGUGGUCAUUGCUCGAUAAUUGGGAAUGGAGCGCAGGAUAUACUUCACGUUUCGGUCUCUACUUUGUGGAUUAUAAAGACAAGCUUAAGAGAUAUCCUAAGGACUCUGCAAAGUGGUUCAGCAGCUUCUUGAAUAAUAAUAACAAAUAAAUUUGACUUGUCACAUUUUAAUAUAGAUGUUGCUUAGAUUGAUGAAGUUGAUUCAAAUGAAGGGUGGAAAGAGACCCCUUUCUAUUAAAGAAGCUUUAGACACUAAGGUUUUGUCCUAGUUGGGCAAGUUUUUAGUGUUUCUUUUAAUUUGAUGUCAUAUAUGUCCUAAACUAAUUUUGUUAAGAUAAAUAGAUAAAAUUGGUUUAAGUA
Impatiens glandulifera is the source of this 1783-nucleotide messenger RNA. Its product is annotated as beta-glucosidase 40-like. Gene Ontology annotation, biological process: carbohydrate metabolic process. Lineage: Eukaryota; Viridiplantae; Streptophyta; Magnoliopsida; Ericales; Balsaminaceae. The transcript has 13 exons. The record is from RefSeq and is a predicted model, not a curated record. Bases 32 to 1573 code for a protein of 513 amino acids. Gene Ontology annotation, molecular function: beta-glucosidase activity.